GCAGCCGCGGAAUUUUAUAUCAUGGAUUUGAAUCAAUCCAAUAUUGUCGUCCUCGAUGUGUCUCAAGAGGAGUUACACCUAUCUGCAAAGAUGGCUUCCAGGAGUACGCCACACUUCAAGCCCCCGUUGACCAUCAUCAUCCCAUACGGGCUGAAGAGUUGGCUAGAAUGUCUUUGCAGAGCGAUAUUCAUUGAGGGACCAAGGCAGAUACCGGAAUUUAUUGCCGCCUAUUGCGUUGAGCUGCUGGAAUUUAGAGAACGCAAUCCUUUGAUGGAUACCAAGGAUGUUACACAUCUGUACCAGGAGAUACGGGAGUCAAAUUACGUCAAAGACUGGAUAGUAUGCCCAGUGCCACAAGCUGCCAUAGACUGCUGCCUGACUGAGGAGACCCUGUCUGUCAGCCAGAGGACCAAUCCAAGGUCGUUCAAGGUCCCCUCCAGCAAGCCCAUGGGUGAGCCAGAUAAGCAGGUUCAGACUCUGAGCAGUCUCCCUGGAGAAACCCACCAUAGAACCCACCCUGGAGAUGGACCUCAGUCCAGCCCAACCGACCUUGGAGGUCAACCCAGCCCAGCUGUGGAAGAGGAGGCCCAGGCCCGGCCAGGCUCUGCUGUGAAGUCAGUUGUGUUCCAGAGGGCUCCAUCAUUGGACAGUCUACUCGAGGCCAACCAUUCUCAAGUCUUGAUCAGCGCUCCAACCGAUGACGUCAUUAUCUCCCACUCUGCGAACCUUCAGGAGACCAUUGUCUUCCGAAGCAACAGUCGUCCAUAUUCAGGUGUAUCUCCCCGAGGUAGUUUGACUAGGAUUCCUUCGGUUGGUGAGGUUGUUAAGAUCGGGGUGAAUGACACAACUGAAGUGAUGUCUGAUGUGGUGGUGUUCCACCAAGUGUCCUCAGUGGAGAACCUGCCCUGCACGCUGUCUGCCUUGAGUAAUACCUCUUUAGCUGCUGAGGAAACAGUGGAUCAGUUGAUGAGAAGCAGAGAAUUCUUACUGGAGAAUGUGGUGUCUGGCUCGCCGUCCAUUAAGAUGGUGGCUUCAGCUGCAGCUUUGCAGCAGGCAAACACGGAGAAAGUAUCCUCCUCAGAGAUAGUGGGAGUCGGCGCAGCACGGAGAGUGUCCUCAGUCAGGAUACCCAGUAGAGAGGAGAGUGUGGGGAGAACAACAGAGACAAUAAAGAGAUACACAUCUCCACAAAUAUCUCUUCUGUCAGCUCAUUCUGCUGAAUAUCUGAAGGCUACAUACAAGCCAUCCACCCCCAGCCUUGCCAGGGUUUCCUCUGCACCUUGUGGUGAGAGAGAGGCAACAGCAACUAUUUCACCUAAAUCCAGUCUGGCCAGGGUUUCCUCUGUCUCUACUGGUGAGAGAGCAGCAGAACCAGCCUGCAAAGAAGUCUUCUCUAAUGUGGAAGAGACUUACACAUUACCAUCAACAGAGGACCUACUGGUGUCUUCAACUGCUUCAGUUGGUAGAAUUUCACCAGAGGUGUCUGCAAUAUUUUCCAAAAGUGUUUUAUCAGGAAGAGCUUUCUCUGAACCAGAAAUAGUUGGUGCAGCACACAGAGGGUCCUUAGUCAGGAUAACCAGUAGACAGGAGGAUGUGGGGAGAACACCAGAUAUUCUGGGAGAUGUGCAUCUCUCUGGUGUAUCUCCACAAGCAUAUUUUGUGUCAGACUCUCCAGUGAUGUUUGAAGAAGAGGACUGUUGUGUAAUCACCACUCACUCUGCUUCAGUGAAGAAAGUAGUCAAAUUGGCCCACUCAGAAAAUAUCUCUCCUACUACUUCACCCAGCAUAGACCUGGCCUGGGAGGAGCUUCUGCAGACAUCAGCAUCCGACGUGGAUAAAGUAGCCCUCAAGGCUUUCGAGAUUGUGAACCAAAAAUUACAAUGCUUAGGGAUAGAAACAUCUGAAUUGGCCUCAUCCAACCCUGUGGUUGUGUCUCAGUCUCUUAACACUCUCUCUUAUAAGGAUCUCUCUCACUCGCUUUCAGCUGUGGAGGAAUUCUCUACUGCCUCAGCAAGACACUCAGAAGGUGACAUCUCUGAAAUAGCUUCCUCUGAAACAGCAGUAGAGGGAGAAGCAAUCUCUGUUAGGGAGAUUACACCAGCAGUGUCUGCAAGGUGUUCUACCAGUAAUGUAUCAGAAAGAGUUCCCUUUGAAAAAGUAGUUUUGGGAGCAGCAGUACCAUCAUUGGAGGAGCUAUCAGAGUCACCAACUGCACUUGCCUUUGUGGGUGAGGCUUCACCAGCAGUGUCUGCCAAUGAUGUAUUAGAAAGAGCUCCCUCUGAAACUGCAGUAGUGGGAGCAGAGCUACUAGAGAGACACACAACUCCAAAAGUACCUCCACAAACAUCAUUUGUGUCAGCUUAUUCUGAUGGAUUGAUGAAUGCUACAAACUUGUCACCUCAAUCCAGCCUGGCCAGGAUUCCCUCUGGAUAUAUCAGUGAAGGUGUGUCACCAGCAGUGUCUGCAAUAUGUCCUGCUAGUGACUUGCCAGAAAGAGCUUCCUCUGAAACAGCAGUAAUGGACUCAGCGCCCAGAGUGAUCCACUCUACACCAUCAAUGGAUGAGCUACUGGUUUUACCAACUUCUGUUGAUGGGUUUUCACCAGCAGUGUCUGCAAGAUCUUCAAGAGGUACUUUGUCAAAAAGGGCUCCCUCAGAAACAGCAGUGGAGGGGGUAAGAUAUUCUGAAAGUGGUUUAUCAGGGAGCGCUUUCUCUGAAACAGAACUAGUUGAUGCAGCACAAAGCGUGUCCUCCGUCAGGAUACCCAGUAGAGAGGAGAGUGUGGGGAGAACAGCAGAGACACCAGAGAGACACACAUCUCCCAGAGUUUCUCCACAGACAUUUUCAGCUACAGGCUUGUCAUCUAAGCCAGAGCCCCCUCUGAGUGAUUCUCUAACAGAGUCAGGAUCUUUGGAAGUCAUCUUUAAUAUGGAGGAGACUUAUACAACACCAUCUAUGGGGGAGAUUGUUCCACCAACUCCUGCUGGGGAUGGCAUUUCUGCCUCUACUGGUGAAAGAGCAGCAGAAUCAGCUUCUAGAGAACUGUUGUAUAUGGAUGAGACAUAUAAACCACCAUCAAUGGCAGACCUACCAGGGUCUCCAGCUGCUGUUGGAGGCAUUUCACCAGCAGUGUCUGAUAGAUGUUCACAAAGUGACAUGGCAGAAAAAGCUCCCUCAGAAACAGCAGUAGGCAGUCACACAUCUUCCAGAGUACCUCCUAAAGUUCCUCCACAAACAUCCUGGAGCUCAGCUACAGGCUUGGCAUCUAAGUCCAGUUUGGCCAGGGUUCCCUCUGUGUCUCUCAGUGAUGGUGCAAAAGUACCAGCUCAGAUAGACAAAACACUGUCAAUGGAGGAGCUACUGGCGUCUCCAUUGUACUCUCAGUGGGCAAUGUCACCAGCCAGUUCUGAAAGAGUGUCCUCAGUCAGGAUACCCAGUAGAGAGGAGAGUGUGGGGAGAACAGCAGAGACACCAGAGAGACACACAUCUCCUCUAGAUUCUCCAAGAGUUUCUCCACAAACCUCUCUUGUAUCAGCUCAUGUUGUUAAAUCUCUGUCUGGUACAGACAUUUCUCAACAAUCCAGUCUGCCUAGGAUUCCCUCUGCACCAUCAAUAGACAGAUACACAUCUCCCAGAGUUUCUCAAAGAGUUUCUCCACAAUCCAGUCUGGCCAGGAUUCCCUCUGCACCAUCAAUGGAGGAGCUACUGUUGUCUCCCUCUGCUUCUGUUGGUAGAGUUUCUACAGCAGUUUCAAGACGAUCUUUAAGAAGUAGUUUGUCAGAAAGAGCUCCUGAAACAGUCAUAAGGUAUUCUGAAAGCAUUUUAUCAGGAAGAGCUCUCUCUAAAACAGAACUAGUCGAUGCAGCACAGAGAGUGUCCCCAGUCAGGAUACCCAGUAGAGAGGAGAGUGUGGGGAGAACACCAGAGACAUGCACAUCUCCCAGAGUUUCUCCUAGAAUUUCUCCCAGAGAUUCUCCACAAUCCAGUCUGGCCAGGAUUCAAUCUGCACCAUCAAUGGAGGUGCCACUGGUGUCUCAAUCUGCUGCUGUUGGCAGAGUAUCUCCAGCCAGGAGUGGAGUUUCUCUAGUAAUGCCUCUAGGAAUUUCUGCAGCCAAUGUGGUUGGGCCAGUGUGUUUCAAAGAUGUGUCACAGAUUAUGCCGACUAAAACACCUGAGAAUCAGGGUUCGGCCUCCUCCGUCAGAAUACCCAGUAGAGAGGAGAGUGUGGGGAGAACAGCAGAGACACCAGAGAGACACACAUCUCCCAGAGUAUCACCAAGAGCUUCUCCAGGAGUUUUUCCACAAACCUCUCAUACAUCGGCUCACGUUGGUGAAUCUCUGUCUGGUACAGACAUUUCUCCACAAUCCAGUCCUGCCAGGCAUCCCUCUGCACCGUCAAUGGAGGAGCUACUGUUGUCUCCAUCUGCUUCUGUUGGUAUAAUUUCACCAGCAGUUUCAAGAACAUCUUCAGAAACAGCUCCUUCUGAAACAGUCAUACGAUAUUUUGAAAGUGAUUUAUCAGGAAGAGCUUUCUCUGAAACAGAACUAGUCGAUGCUGCACAGAGAGUGUCCUCAGUCAGGAUACCCAGUAGAGAGGAGAGUGUGGGGAGAACACCAGAGAAACCAGAGAGACACACAUCUCCCAGAGUUUCUCCUAUAACUUCUGCAAGAGUUUCUCCAAGAUUUUCUCCACAAACAUUUCUUCUAUCAGCUCAAGUUGGUGAAUCUCUGUCUGGUACAGACAUUGCACCACAACCCAGUCUGCCCGGGAUUCCAUCUGCAGCAUCAAUAGAGGAGCUACUGAUGUGUCUAACUGCUUCUGUUGAAAGAAUUUCACCUGCAGUUUCAAGAUCUUCAAGAAGUAGUUUGUUAGAAAGUGCUUCCUCUGAAAAGGCAACAAUUAAAGCAGUAUACAGAGAAGAGAGUGUGGAGAGAACAGCAGAAACAACAGAGAGUCACACAACUCAACAAGUGUCUUUCAGAGCUCCUUUGGCAACAUCUAAGACAAGAGUCCUUUCUGAUGUGGCAGUUUUGUACAGACCAUCCAUUGCUGAAGGCCUUUGUCUUGAGGUCUUGGACAUGGAGUCUGACCAGGUGAAAACACCAAUGAGUGCCAUAGCUCCCUCUCACACUGCAGCAAUGGAAACAGCUCAGGAUACAGUCAGGAUACCCAGUAGAAAGGAGAGUGCAAGGAGAGCAGCAGAAACACAAACAUAUUUUGCAUCAGGAUUAUUGGACAACAGUACACAAGUUUCAGGAACUUCAGUCCGCCUUCAUGAAGAGGUGACUGCCCACCCUACCGAAGUGCAGCAGGGGACCCUGCAACUUGGAGUUUCUCUAGGAGUUUCUCUAGCCAAUAUGGUUGGGCCUCAAAACACACAGUCACAGAGUGUACAGACUGGACCAGAUUAUCAUGACCCGCCCUCACAUAGCGUUCCUAUUGGAGCAGGACGUGUCACUCCUGAUGCUCAGCCUGCCUUCGAGGAUUUUACCAAUCAGGUCUGGACACUAUACCACUUGGACAAUGAGACGGAGGAGGGCACACUGUCCACUAACACUAUCUCCCAGCCUCCGUUCAAUGGAAGUGCUUUCAUUCGCAACUUUGGGUCUGGACAUGUGUUACUGGCAGAGAGGUCCCCUUCCCCUCAGCAGUCUGACCCCCAGUCCUGGUGUGGCCGACCCAGACAACAGCCCCAGCCACCACCUUUCCCAAUGUACCCAAGAAGGGCCUUCAGACCCAGGUCACAGAGCUCAACCCGCCGCCCUCCACCCCAGCAUCCGACUAUCCUCAACCUGGAGAUCAGCAUCCCCAACUACUUCCUGUUCCUCGAUGGCAACCAGGUGUCCCUGAGCCAGAGCACUCGUGGUGUUCCGGCCUCAAUGUUUUCCAGGUCGAGAUCUGCUGUGGUCAGGUCGGACGACCCCCCGGGGUACCUGUCCUUCUCCGUUCCAAUGGAGAUGGUGAGCGGAGGUUCCGGUCGGGACGGUCAGGCCCAGUUCCUGCAGGUCAUCAGUGAUGAAGGAAACACUGUUUACUCCCCUGCUCUCAUACACAUUGUCACCUCUGAACCCACAGAGAAAGAGGACCAGGAAGAAUCCGUGAGGUGGCCAACUAGUGGCCCAUUUAAUUGGUAGGAGACUGUUGUCUAGUAUCAAUGAACAUGUUUGCAUAUCAUUUAAAACGUUCUCCCUCUUCAUUAAAUAAACACAUGUUUUAAGUGAGA
Messenger RNA from Oncorhynchus mykiss (rainbow trout), 6224 nucleotides. Lineage: Eukaryota; Metazoa; Chordata; Actinopteri; Salmoniformes; Salmonidae. The record is from RefSeq and is a predicted model, not a curated record.